AUGGAUAUUUUAAUCCCCGUAUACGAUAGGAUUCGAGAGAUCCCACACAAUUUUGAAGGUGAUGCCGCACUUUCCUUCUUAAAUGAAUCCGCUGACGUUCUUGUGUAUUUCUGUGUAUUAUACAUUCUUCUUGUGUUUGUAGUUCCUGAGCAUGUGAUGAAGAAUCGUAAUCCAUUAAAUCUACGUAUACCUUUUAUUCUCUGGAAUCUUUCCCUCUGCAUCUUUUCCAUACUUGGUGCCAUUCCUUCUUUACGUCUGAUGCUCUUUCUCCUUAAAGACCGUGGGUUUUACCAGAGUACAUGUACCUUUGAUUAUAAGGUUACCUACAAUGGAGAGUAUGCCUUCUGGAUUUUUUACUUUAUUCUCUCCAAGAUUCCAGAAAUGAUGGAUACUGUAUUUCUCGUUUUGCAGAAGAAACCGGUGAUCUUUCUGCAUUGGUAUCAUCAUCUCACAGUGGCGAUUUUCUGUUGGCAGGCGGGCCAUGCUCUUUUACCUAGUGGACUUUGGUUUGCCACUAUGAAUUACUGUGUACAUUCUAUUAUGUAUUUCUAUUACUUUGUGUGUGCCUGUGGAUUCCGUAAAGUUAUUCGCCCCAUUGCCCCGUUCAUUACAUCCCUGCAGAUUUUACAAAUGGUGGCUGGUACCUUUAUUGUUGUUUACACCGCCUAUCACAGUUACUUGAGUGGAUAUGGCUGUAAUGCGGAUCGCACAAGUAUUCGUAUGGGUCUUGUGAUGUAUGCUAGUUACUUUGUUCUCUUUGCGGUGCUCUUUUAUAAUCUGUAUCUAAAUAAGAAUAAGAAAGCAGUGACGGCCCGUAAUAACGCUGCGGUGAAGGCGAAUGGUCAAAAGAAGGAUUAG
Molecule: messenger RNA, 858 nt
Organism: Trypanosoma theileri
Lineage: Eukaryota; Euglenozoa; Kinetoplastea; Trypanosomatida; Trypanosomatidae
Product: putative fatty acid elongase
Exons: 1
Coding region: 1-858 (285 amino acids)
Biological process (GO): sphingolipid biosynthetic process; very long-chain fatty acid biosynthetic process; fatty acid elongation, polyunsaturated fatty acid
Cellular component (GO): endoplasmic reticulum membrane
Molecular function (GO): fatty acid elongase activity
Source: RefSeq, a predicted model, not a curated record